Molecule: messenger RNA, 1960 nt
Organism: Arachis duranensis
Lineage: Eukaryota; Viridiplantae; Streptophyta; Magnoliopsida; Fabales; Fabaceae
Product: rust resistance kinase Lr10-like
Exons: 2
Coding region: 64-1899 (611 amino acids)
Biological process (GO): protein phosphorylation
Molecular function (GO): protein kinase activity; ATP binding; polysaccharide binding
Source: RefSeq, a predicted model, not a curated record
UUUUUCAGAUCCUUUUAAACUUGAGACACCUCUGAAUCCGCAUAGUGAUUAGAGUUUAAUCACAUGGAUAGUUAUUUGAUCUUAGUCUCCACUUUCCUCCUUGCUUGCUUUGGUGUAGUUCAUGUUGUGCAUGGCUCUAAUACUGAUACUACCUGUCCGGAUUUCUUGUGCGGAAAUCAAGAAAUUCGGUUUCCUUUUAGAAUCAAAGGCCGUCGUCAGUCACAAAGCUGUGGCUAUCCGGGCUUUGAUUUGGUUUGCUCAGGUACUAGUGAUGAUGAAGAACUGUUUCUUGAGCUCCCUGAAUCAUUCAAUGUCAUACACAUUGACUAUACAAAACAAACAAUUGAAUUAACCCCUCCAUCUACCUGCCUUCCAAAGCAGCUCCAUAGCCUCACUAAUAUCUCUGUCUUAGUUUUCCCUUUCCAGCGCAUGCUAGUUGAGAAGGGUGAUGACUAUCACUUCUUCAACUGUUCACCAGUGGCAAUGGACACAUAUAUAAACAAUGACAUCAUGAUUCCAUGCCUAAGCAGCUCAACCAGUCAAGUAUAUGCCAUUUCAUCUUGGCAUUCUAUCCAUGACCUGACAAUCCUGUUUCCUUGCACCAAAAUGUUCAAUAUUUCAUCCCUCCCAGAUGCACUUGUUCCAGCUCUGAAAGAUACUCUUGUUUUGUUUUGGUCUGAACCAAGCUGUCAACAAUGUGAAUCGGAGGGGAAAAGGUGCAGCUGGAACAACAGCACCAAGAAUCAACCCGAUUGUCUUGUUAAUGUCAUCCACAAGGGAUCAGUACUUGGAUCAUUUUUCCUUGUCCUCUUGACCGGAGCGAUUUAUUACAUCUAUGACACUUGCAUAAUGCAAAAGGAAAAACAAGCAAUUAUUGAAAAAUUUCUUGAAGAUUACAGAGCCCAAAAGCCAACCAGAUAUUCUUAUACUGAAAUCAAGAGAAUCACCAACAACUUUGGGUACAAGUUAGGAGAGGGCGCCUAUGGAACUGUCUUCAAAGGAAGCAUCUCAAAAGAAUUUCCUAUUGCGGUGAAAAUGCUGAAUAAUUCCCAGGGAAAUGGGGAGGAGUUUGUUAAUGAAGUUGGUAUAAUUGGUAGAAUCCACCAUGUCAAUAUUGUCCGGUUGGUUGGUUUCUGUGCUGAUGGGUUCAGAAGAGCUCUUGUCUAUGAAUUCUUGCCGAAUUCUUCGCUGCAGAAGUUCAUAAAUUUGCCCGACAACAAGCAAAACUUUUUGGGCUGGAAGAAGUUGCAAGAGAUUGUUCUAGGUGUAGCUAAAGGAAUUGAGUAUCUUCACCAAGGUUGUGAUCAACGCAUUCUCCAUUUUGAUAUCAAACCUCAAAAUGUGUUGCUAGAUCACAACUUCACUCCAAAAAUUUGUGAUUUUGGUCUAGCUAAAUUAUGUUCCAAGGAUCAAAGUGUAGUGUCAAUGACAGCAGCUAGAGGAACUUUGGGGUACAUUGCGCCUGAAGUUUUCUCAAGAAACUUUGGAAAUGUAUCUUACAAGUCUGAUGUUUACAGUUAUGGAAUGAUGCUGCUAGAAACAAUUGGAGGGAAGAAGAUCACAGAGGAUAUAGAAGAAAACAGUAGCCAUGUUUACUAUCCAGAAUGGAUGCAUAGUAUUUUAGAAGAGACUGAUGAAAUGAGAAUUCAUAUUGAAGAUGAAGGAGAUGCUAAAAUUGCUAAGAAACUAGCAACAGUGGGACUUUGGUGCAUCCAAUGGCAUGCAGUGGAUCGACCAUCAAUGCAGACAGUGCUUCAAAUGUUGGAAGGAGACCAAGACACAUUAGCAAUACCUCCUAAUCCUUUUGCUUCCACAGGGCCUUCAAGAAAAUAUGCUAAAAUUGGUGUGGCUGCAAGACAAAUUACCCAAGAUUUAGAAGUGAUCCAAGAAUUAGAUUGACUUUUAACUUGGAGUGGGAUGAAAAGUUUGUAUUUUCUUUAACUAGUCAAAUAAAACUCAC